AGAAGAUCACGGCUGUGCCCUGUGGUGCUGUCAGCAGUGACAGAUCCCAGAUGGGGCCGCUACUGUAUGGCAGAUUGAGUUUCUCAGCAGAAAACUCACCCUUCCUCCUAAACGUCUUCAAAAACCUUCUCCAGAUACUCCAGGUCUCUUCGUGUGAAACUGAAACAGUCCAACCCCAAAGUCGGUUUUGAGUGCGUAGACGUUAAGGUUCUCCCUCACCCCCCUCUUUUUCUCUGCACUUCCUCCUUCUUUGAGCAUCUUCGACCUGGCUACUAAGAUCGUAGAUAUGGUGGGCCUGGGGGCUCCUGUUCGACCGCCUCAGAGCGCCACGCCGACGACCCAGCAUCGAGGGCCCCCCCAAGGCAAUCCGGGCCAAAACCCAAGAUGAAAUUUAUGGUACUUGUCACUGUUGGGAUAACUUUGCUGCUAGGAGUCCAAGCCAUGCCUUCAAAUCGCUUGUCUUGCUACAGAAAGAUACUAAAAGAUCGCAACUGUCACAACCUUCCAGAAGGAGUGGCUGACCUGACACAGAUGGAUGUAAAUGUCCACGACCAUUUCUGGGAUAGGAAUGGAUGUGAGAUGAUCUGUUACUGCAAUUUCAGUGAAUUGCUCUGUUGCCCAAGAGAUAUCUUCUUUGGACCAAAGAUCUCUUUUGUAAUCCCUUGCAACAAUCACUGAAAAUCUUCAUGUAUUCUGGAGAACACCAUCCCUAAUUUCCUAUCAGUGUGCUGAAUUUCUAGUUUCUAUCCAGUGAAAUAAAGCAUAGAGUCUAUAAAGUCUUAUUUGCCUAGGUCAAGUGAACCUGUGUUAAGCAAGUAGUAAUAAAAGUUAAUUCAAUUUAAUUUUUCUCUGUAGACCUUGUUAAUAAUGUAGACCUUGUCUCUAGAUUUUCCAUUUAUGAGAUGUUCACUAUACUCUGUAAAGAAUUUUGUCCCCCAGAUGGAUGUCAGAAUCCCUACUCAAACAUUGAGGAUACUUUUAGUUGUUGACAGUUUUUUGACCAUGUUUGUUUGUUUAUUUAGGUACCAGGCAUUGAACCCAGGGACGCUUAACCAUUGAGACACAUCCCCAGUCCCUGUUAUUUUAUUAUUUUGAUGCAGGGUCUCAUUUGCUUAGGGCUUCGCUAAAUUGCGGAGGUUGGUUUGAACUUGAGAUCUCCUGCUUCAGCCUUCCAAGUUACGAGGAUUACAGGCAUGCACCACUGUGUCUAUGUGUCUAGUUUCAUAACUAUGAAUAUUUAAUGGAAAAAAAAUGUUACAAAUUGAACUUAUUGGAAGGGAAACUAGUAUUCUAGAAAGAAGGAAAAUAGGAACUAAUAAUUAAAUGUAUAUUAUAUAUGCCACUCACUUUAAAUACAUUUUAAUUUUACUAUUUAAAAAAAACACUGUGAGAUAUUUUUCUUAGCUCCAUUUUUCAGAUACUAUCUCAAAUUUAAGGGAUUAAAUCUUAAAAUCAAGAUAUUAACCUUAAAAUCAAGGCAAAAUAUGAAGAAUUCCAAUUCUGAAGCUCAUAUACUACACCCUCACGCAGUUGGAUCAAAACAUAAUACAUAUCCCUGAAGUAUGGAUUUUUCUUAGAAUAACAAAACAUACAUAAAGAAAGACACAGGUUGAAAAUUUCAGAAUCAUAUAAAGUUUAAAAGUUAAAACAUGUGACUUUAAAUAUAUUUCCUAAUUGUUAGAGGAUAUGGCUUUGAACUAUGCCCCCAUAUUUUGAGAGGUAUUUGUUGACUUAUAAUGAUCAUCUGGGGUAACAUCAGAAAGCCUUUCAUGUUGUAAAAUUCUAUUACAUGCUAUGUGCCAGCCACUAUUAAUAUUUUGGGAUAUCAUAAUGAAUAAGAUGGUCUUGUCCUCUUGGAACUUGUGUUCUAACAAAGCUAUAAAAUCAUUAUAAACAAGUAAUUAUUUAUAAAUGUGAAACCUUUUCUAGAGAAGUAUAGGAUACUGUACAAAGUAUUGUAGGUAGGGGGAACAAAAUAUUGUGGGGAAAAGUUUAAGAAACACCAUGCAGGCAAUCGAGGAGAUAUUUUGUGACUAAAAUUACAUUAUUUCAUUGAAUUACAUUCUUGGAGGUCCUUGAUCUGUUUCUGAAUAUUCCAUUCAAAAUAGUAUCUAGUAUCAAUUCAGUUUAAUAAUCAUUACUGGGCUGGGCUAAACAAUUUUGAGGUAUAAUUCAGUGUCUCUUAAAAUAAAUACAGGCCAGAACAUAUUUUCAAUAUUAUGACCUUCUAUGAAAUUCAUGAAGAGAAACAGAAUUGUACAAAGCAAUCAAAUUACUUGUUUUAUCAAGAUAGUAUAUGAUUUAAUUGGCCUUUCUUCACUGAAUUGACUGGCAAUAAAAAUCAAGAUUGACUCAAGAAAAGGUGUCUUAAAUCCAUUUUCUGGAAUAGUGCAUAGAACAGGUAAACAAACCCAUCAGUAAACUUGUUUCAUUUUCUGUUCUUUCUAAGGGGGGAAAAAGUGCUAACAAUCCAUUAUCUCUUAUAAAUGACAUCAGCAUGAGGGUACAAGUGAGGCAACAGUAGCUUUUUACUGUGCUCUUUUGCAAUCAAAACCUGAUGAGAAAAAACUUUAAAAAAAAAAUCUUUAUUUUUAUUUAUUUGUUUUAUGUGGUGCUGAGGAUGGAACUCAGAGCCUCAUAUGUGCAAGGCAAGCACUCUGCCACUGAGCUACAACCCCAGCCCAAGAAAAAACUUUUUUUUAAGAACUAAAUUUUAUAGAUUACCGAUGAUUCUUCUUCACUGUAUUCUUUCAUUUCUGGAAAUAACUGGAACAUGAAAUUCAAUAAUAUUCUUUUAGAAAUGAGUACAUUAUAGAACUAUAUAUACUUCUCUAUAUUAACAAGUAAGUGUAAAACAUAAAUGUUCACAGAGUUUACCUCAUGUAAUUUUUCCGGACUUGGUCAAUAUGUUUUUAAAGGCAAAUAUUUCCUCAUCAAACUAAUGAACAGAUAUUUUUUCCAAUAGAUUUUAGUUAUAAAAUACAAUUAAGCUUUUAUUAAAAAUUUACUAUUAUGCUAAAUACUGUCUUAAAACAACUGAACUAAUUAAAUACUGUCUUUAUCCCUCUUCUAUGGACAAAAAAUGCCAAGGUUUAAGCUGGGUGUUGUGGUGCACACCUGUAACCCCAGAGGCUCAGACAGCUGAGGCAGGAGGAUUAUGAGUUCAAAUCUAGCCUCAGCAAAGGCAGGGUGCUAAGCAACUCAGUGAGAUUCUGUCUCUGAUAAAUAUAAAAUAGGGCUGAGGAUGUGGCUAAGUGGUUGAGUGCCCCGGAGUUCAAUCCCUGGUACCAAAAAAAAAAAAAAAAAAAAAAAAGCCCAAGGUUUAGAGUAAUUACAUAGCUUAGCUAAUGUUACAUUAUCAAUAAGCAGUAAACCAGAUUGUAAAUAUGGCCAAUCUUAUUCUAGUAUCUUACCACAUUGUUUAAUAGCAUCAUCUAAUUUAUUUCCUUUUUAGAAAAGCAAGACUUUUCUGGAUAGGAAAUACAAUUGUACAUUUCAAAUAGUUCACAUGGGCUAAAUGCUUUCUGAAUAACAAUGUCUUUAUUUUAGCUUUAUAUCUGACUUUCUAUAUCCUUGUUUUUACUAUAAGUCCCAUGUUGCAAGCACCAGAUUGACAGUAAUACCAAAGCUCAUCUUUUCUUGAUAGUAUUAAUUCCUCUUUUCUCAUUAUAAUCUCUCAUAGGGACUCCCUGAAAAAAAAUAUGUAUUACAUAUGGGAUUAGGUACUGAUUGUAUAGGAUUAUUAGAGAACUGGAAGCAACAUAGAAAAACCAAAACAAUGAGCAACAACUGUUGGAGAACAGUAGGAAUAUUCAAAGAUCAUUUUGCAACUUUUAACUUCCUUGUAAUUAUCAAUAGACACACAUAUGUUCUUUCCAUAAUAAAUCACUUUUGAAAAAAAGGAAUAAGAAUGUUUGCUUUUACCAUUGUUCUUCAACAUUGUACUGGUAGUCCUAGCUAGAGCAAUUUGUCAAGAAAAAGAAAUAAAAGGCAUUCAAAUUGAAAAGGAAGAAGUAAAACUACCUUUAUUUGCAUAUUAACAUGAUUCUCUCUGUAGAAAAUCCCAUGGAAUUCACAAAAACCAAACCAAAACAAAAAACUCCUAGAACUAAUAAAUUCAGCAUAGUUCAAUGGUCAACACACACAAAAUCAGUUGUGUUUCUCUAUACCAUUAAAAAAUAAUCCAGAAAAGAAAUUAAGAAAACAAUUCUAUGUAAAAUAGCAUUAACAAGAACAAAAUAUCCAGGAAUAAAUUUAACCAAGGAAAUGAAAGACUUGUAUACUGAAACUAUAAAACACUUAAGAAAUUAAUUAAAGCAGGACUAACUAAAUGGAAAACCAUCCCAUAGAUUAGAGUGCUUAAGAUUGUUAAGAUGGCAAUAUUAAAGCAGUAUACAGAUUCAAUGCAAUCCCAUCAAAAUUCUAAUAACGUUUUCGGUAAAAAAUGGGAAAAUCCAUCUUGAAAUCCAUAUGGAACUGCAAGGGGCCCUGAACAGCUAAAACAACAUUGGAAAGAAAAACAAAGAAAGUAGGAAUUUCACUUCCUGAUUUCAAAACAAGGCUAAUAGACAUGUAGAUCAAUGAAAUAGUAUUGAGAAUACAAAAAUAAACCCCAACAUCUCUAGCCAAUGAUUUUCAACAAGGGUGCCAACAUCAUUCAGUCUCUUAAAAAAAAAAAAAAAAGUGUUGGGAUAAACUGGCUAACCACAUGCAAAAGAAUGAAGUUGGACUCCCUCUACCUCAUUACCUAUAUGAAAAUUGACAGUACACUGAUUCAACAAUCUAAAGUUAGCAGCUAAAACUAUAGAACUCCUAGAAGAAAACAUGGGCAUUAAUCUUCGUGAUGUUGGAUUUGGCAGUGGAUUCUCAGAUUUUAUAGCAGAAGUACAGCAACAGAAGAAGUGCUACUUAAAUUGGACUACAUAAACAUUUAAUAAAACUUCUGUGCAUCAAAGAAAAUUAUCAAAUGUGAAAAAGGAAUUUACUGAGUGGAAGAAAAUAUUUACAAAUCAUGUAUCUGAUAAGGGUUUAAUAAAGAAGUCCUUUAGAAUAAAGAACUCAUACAAUACAUGAAAGAGGCAACCGAAUUAAAAAGUGAAUAAAGGACUUGAAUAAACAUUUUUUUCUAGGAAGAUAUACAAGUGGCAGCAA
This is a messenger RNA of Marmota monax (woodchuck), 5151 nucleotides long. It is a transcript of the gene Scrg1, whose product is annotated as stimulator of chondrogenesis 1. The record is from RefSeq and is a predicted model, not a curated record. NCBI's taxonomy places the organism in Eukaryota, Metazoa, Chordata, Mammalia, Rodentia, Sciuridae. Bases 385 to 678 code for a protein of 97 amino acids. The transcript has 3 exons.